AGUGGCUCGCUCUUUACACAGGGCGGGGACGAAACGAACCUCGCGGUAAACCGAAACCGCGGUAGACGGCGCCAUGGAACCUGGAGAGUACGAGGCCCUCGUGGCGAGGGCCAACAGCGGCGGCGCCAUGGAACUGCUGCAGUUCAUGCGGACGCACAAGAUCCACCAGCCGGAGCUGGUGCUGCUGCACGGCUCGCGGCUAGUGAAGAGCCGCGGCCUGGGGAACGAGCUGUGGACGGUGUUGGAGCAGGUCUUCCUGGCCGCUGCGGAGCUGGGCUGCGACCAGUGGCGGGACUACUGCCUCAAGGAGCUCACCACCAAGUUCCCCUCCUCCCUGCGGGUGGAGCGGCUGAAAGGCAUUGAGAAGGAGAGCUUAGGCGAGUGGAAGGAGGCCGAGAAGUUGUACCAGAAGAUCUUAGCGACCAAGCCGGAGGACACGCUGACCCACAAGCGCCUCAUCGCGAUGCACAAGCAGAGCGGCAAAGUCCCAGAGGCGAUUGAGGCGAUCAACACGUACCUGGACAGCUUCACCACGGACUCGGAGGUGUGGCACGAGCUGGGGGAGCUCUACAUCGAGCAGGGCACGCUGCAGAGGGCCGCCUUCUGCUUCGAGGAGCUCAUCGUGCAGAACCCCCGCUCCAUGUACACCAUUUUGACCUAUGCCGAGCUGCUCUACUCCACCGGCGAUCUUGAGAACAGCAGGAAGUACUUCAGCUUGGCUUGCUACGUGGACGGCGCCAACUUGCGGGCCCUCUGGGGCCUCUUCACCUGCAACAUGGCCUUGGCGGAGAAAGACAAGUCCAGGGAGAAGUCCAAGCAAUUCCAGGAGCUGCAGAAGUUCACCAUGGAGAAGCUCAGGGCGGCCUACAAGGGGCUUGGUGCCCAGGGCCAGGUAGCCUUGAAACUCCUAGCGGCGGUUCCAACGGUUUCCGCGAGCUGAAGCGCUGAAGUGAGCGAGUUCGACGCAAGAGAUCUCCUUUGCGGG
Messenger RNA from Effrenium voratum, 985 nucleotides. The record is from the annotation of a GenBank genome assembly. Lineage: Eukaryota; Dinophyceae; Suessiales; Symbiodiniaceae.